AGCUGUCUGGAGAGCCGGCGGCGAGCCCACCAAGUUCCAUGUGGACGGUGUGAUCACUUGACAACAUCACUACGAGUCUAGAUGGUGUCUGGCGAUUGUUCUAAAGGAGAUGGACACUUUCAGAGACGACACAAUAGAUCAUUUCGGAACUAAAUGUACAAGACUGAAAGAGCUCAAAUAUGUGCUGAACGGAUUUCAGUCCAAUGACGGGCUAAAAGAUAACUUCUACGAAGUGGAGCUGUGGAUCUACCACAAUUGCUCAAGAUACGGGAACAUUCAUCUUCAACGUCACAACCUGAGUUUUGUACCGGUAACUCAAAAGUAUGAACUUUCCGCUCCACUAUUUCUAUCCACUUUUGAGUUUUUCAAUUCACAUUACGAGGUAGAAACUACAAUGCCAUCACAAUAUAUACACGUUUAGUUAACGGAUUUUUUCAAGAAUAAAGUUUUAAUUAGUUUUUA
Molecule: messenger RNA, 462 nt
Organism: Caenorhabditis elegans
Lineage: Eukaryota; Metazoa; Nematoda; Chromadorea; Rhabditida; Rhabditidae
Gene: C45E1.5
Product: FBA_2 domain-containing protein
Exons: 3
Coding region: 110-421 (103 amino acids)
Source: RefSeq, marked reviewed